Molecule: messenger RNA, 2263 nt
Organism: Striga asiatica
Lineage: Eukaryota; Viridiplantae; Streptophyta; Magnoliopsida; Lamiales; Orobanchaceae
Source: the annotation of a GenBank genome assembly
AUGUACACCGAGACGAAACUAGAGAAACUCGUAUACAAUCGAAAAAAGCCGAUCAUGGCCCUGAAGCGACGCCGUAUUGGAUUGGAUGACCUUCCUCAGCUCACCCGAUUACUCGGCUUAGGCUCGUUGAGUUUCAUUUCUGCGUGGAGUCGACGCCUCCGUCUGCUCCAACUUACCGCCGCGAUUUUUGGAUUUCGGCGGCUAUUCCAGUUAGGAGCACAUGCAACCAAGAUUUUGGUAAAAGCUCCAAGACUUGCACAAAGGUAUUCAUAUUCCCCUGUGGGACAUAAUCAGUGUCUUCGGGUCCUGAGACAUGACUUGUACAGCUGUGCGGCUGCUAAAGUGGACUCUGAUGACGAAAAUGAAACAAAUGAAAAAAUAAAAGUGGCAUUCGUUGACAAAGACGGGGAAGAGACACAUAUUAAGGUUCCAGUUGGAAUGUCGAUGCUAGAAGCUGCACAUGAGAAUGACAUAGAACUUGAAGGGGCAUGUGAAGGGUCACUUGCUUGUUCCACUUGUCAUGUUAUUGUGAUGUAUAGGUACAUUUUUGUUUUGCCUGCUGAUUGGCAAGCCGAAUAUUAUCGGAUCGUUUUUCGUCAAGUGCAUGUACUUCACUCGCUGCAUUUCUCACCCAAACCACAAUACACCACCGGAGGAGAAGAUGAAAGCGAUUGGCACCAGCUAUUGAAAAUUUAUCAUCCAUCGGAGUGUAGCGUCUUCCAACGCUCGCCGAGAUUUCGAUUUCAGGCGAUGAAAAUGAAAAUCAACAAAGCCGUCGAUCUAAGCUCCAUCUCCGUUCUUCCUCCUCAAUCGAGGAGGUCGAGUGUGGUCACUGGUGGGCUAGAGUCUUCUUCAACCUAUGGGAGACGGCAAACAGCACCACAGCUUCGGCCACAACAUUCACAGCUGACACUUUCACAGGGAGUUUCAUCUCAGCAUGGCAUCUUCUCUCAGUUUUCACAGAAUUCACAGGACGAAAUCCUUACGGCUGAGAAAUUUGGUUAUCAAGAAAGAGAGAAUUCAGUAAGGAGGUCAUCUUGCCAGCCUCCAGUCAGUCACACUAGAGAGGACAGUCAAAUGGCCUCUAGAACUUCCAAUAAUCUGAUGCACAGGUGGUCUGGUCAAGAAUACAAAAGUCAGAGUAGUGAAGAACUUGAGCACAGAAUUGGAGUGAUGGAAACGUCAUUAAGCAGGCUUCGUAUGCUUUUGGACACUGUUCAGAGUGACAUAAUCCAAGUAAACAGGUGUACAAAGGAAGUAUCAUUAGAACUGAAAGCUGUGGAGCAGAAACUUAAUGUCCAAGAUGACUCACUGCAAUUAAUGAGCAAAGGACAAGAAGACAUCAAAAUGUGCCUGGAUGUAGGCCUGCAAUCCUUGUCUGAUCAACUCAAGCAGAAAGUGAACCAAGAGAGUUUGGAGGCAAUGAUCUCACAUAUCUCAGCUUUAUCAGACAAAUUUGAGACUCUCAUGGUGAAAUUGCAAAAUGACCUCCACAUGAAUUUCUGCAAAGAAAUACAGGCAUGUGCAAUAUCGUGCAGCAUGAUGAUUUCCGAACAAACACGAGCAACUGAUUCCAUUAAUGGGCCUAAGGUUGGCAGCCGUCAUGCUUCUCAUCAGGAAGUUCAGUAUCCAAACAAUGCAAAAGGUCACCUGAAAGAACAGCAAAAAGUCCUAGAGCUGAAGGCUGGAACGGGAGGCUGGAUAUCAGUCAAAUCAGAACGAGCAACCCGGGCCAUUGGAAAUCUUACGAGGAACGACCAAUUAAAAAAAUCUCUGAAUCAAAUGGAAAGCAAAGUUGUCAUCGACUCGGAUGAAGAAACUGAUGAAGGUUUUUCCUGUUUGCUCAACGGAAACGGAACAGAUAUGGAUGAAUACUCGGUGGAGGAAGCCAUGCAAGAAACUGCACGUAUUCUGAGGAAGGCAAGGAGGAGAAAGAGAAAACGUCGCGAUACCAUCGUUAUAGACUAAAGGGGAUCAAAUGAAAGUCCUGAAUUUGACAUAAAGUCUACCUCACUAUUCCUUCUCAGGUGUGUUUUUUGUGUCUCAAAUUUAUGUCAGUUAUGUGCUCCUCCUAAUCCAUCGGUUUAUAUUCCAUUCAUCUUUCUCGUAUAUAUUGAGACAUUGGACUACUUUUCUGCAAACAAUGUAAUUUGAUUGUAACAUAUUCUGGUCAUGGUAGAAUAAACUGGUGCUAUCCAACUUCCAGUGUGCUGAUAAACAGUCAUAUUUUCUUAAAAAAAUUGUAUACUUAUGUAAUGAAAUA